Ilex paraguariensis (yerba mate) is the source of this 297-nucleotide messenger RNA. NCBI's taxonomy places the organism in Eukaryota, Viridiplantae, Streptophyta, Magnoliopsida, Aquifoliales, Aquifoliaceae. The record is from the annotation of a GenBank genome assembly.
AUGGAAUUUGUAUCUCUGCUCGCAAAUGACUUCAUAGAUGAUUGGGUUAAAAUUGGUUUACCUGCAAAGGCUAAGGUCAAGGCUGAGUUUGGCCAUUUAGCAGAAGAGGAAAAGCUUGAGAUCUGUGAAAGGGAGGUUGUGAACUUGUCUCUGAUAAACCUACUGACUUAUCCAUAUGUGCGAGCCGGGCUAGCAAACAAAACUUUACAGUUGAUGGGUGGAUACAAUGAUUUCGUCAAGGGAACUUUUUGUCUAUGGGAGCUUAACUUUGGCAUGAAAUCCCUUCUCUUUGUUUGA